UGCUGGAAACCAAGAAGACGUAGUCGUUUGUAGGUCUGUGUCGACACUACGAAAGGGUUACGUUUAUUAUAAAUCGUCAUUUCAAUGUAACGUUUCGGGUUAAUGAACCACAGACAACCAAAUGGACACCGAAAAUCGACUUAAAAGGAGAUUCAAUGAGGAGGAAGAAAAAGGUUCUGGAGGAUCAGAGGAUGAUGACUAUGUUCCAUAUGUUCCUGUCAAAAUCCGAAAACAGCAAAUGCUCCAGAAGAUGUUGCGUCUGCGAGGAAAAGCGGUAGAUGAGGAGCAUAAAGAUAGUGGGGAGGAGCAGCGGGAUGAGGAUGAAGGUCUUGGCCCAAGGUCAAACGUUAGUCUCCUUGAUCAGCAUCAGCAUCUUAAAGAAAAAGCAGAAGCGCGUAAGGAAUCAGCCAAGGAGAAACAGCUGAAAGAGGAAGAGAAGAUUCUUGAGAGCGUUGCAGAGGGCAGAGCUCUAAUGUCUGUGAAGGAAAUGGCCAAAGGUAUCAUUUAUGAUGAUCCAAUCAAAACGAGCUGGAAGGCUCCAUGUUAUAUCCUGAAUAUGCCUGAGGCCAGACAUGAACGUGUUAGGAAGAAAUUCCACAUCCUAGUUGAUGGAGAAGGCAUUCCUGUCCCAAUCAAAAGCUUCAGAGAGAUGAAGUUUCCACCAGCAAUCCUUAAAGGUUUGAAAAGGAAAGGCAUUGUGCAUCCUACACCAAUUCAAAUUCAAGGAAUCCCAACAGUUUUGUCAGGUCGGGAUAUGAUUGGCAUUGCAUUCACUGGCUCUGGAAAGACUUUGGUGUUCACUCUUCCCAUUAUCAUGUUUUCACUGGAGCAAGAGAAGAGGCUGCCUUUCUUGAAAAGAGAGGGACCAUAUGGGCUCAUCAUCUGUCCAUCACGUGAGUUGGCAAGGCAGACCCAUGGCAUCAUCGAGUAUUACUGCAAGCUGUUGGAGGAAGAAGGAGCUCCUCAGCUACGUACUGCCCUCUGCAUUGGAGGAAUGUCUGUUAAGGAGCAGAUGGAGGUCGUAAAACAUGGGGUCCACAUGAUGGUUGCCACACCUGGCAGAUUGAUGGACCUUUUACAGAAGAAGAUGGUGAGUCUGGAUAUCUGUCGGUAUUUGGCACUGGAUGAAGCUGAUAGGAUGAUUGACAUGGGAUUUGAGGAAGACAUCAGAACCAUCUUCUCCUAUUUCAAGGGACAGAGACAAACGCUGCUUUUCAGUGCCACCAUGCCCAAGAAAAUCCAGAACUUUGCUAAGAGCGCCCUGGUUAAACCCAUCACGAUAAACGUGGGCAGAGCAGGUGCUGCCAGCUUGGAUGUCAUCCAGGAAGUUGAAUAUGUCAAAGAGGAGGCAAAGAUGGUGUACCUGCUGGAGUGUCUUCAGAAAACCCCGCCUCCUGUGCUGCUGUUUGCUGAGAAGAAAGCAGAUGUUGAUGCCAUCCACGAGUAUCUGCUGUUAAAAGGAGUGGAGGCUGUGGCCAUCCAUGGAGGCAAAGAUCAAGAGGAAAGAACAAAAGCCAUAGAGGCAUUCAAAGAAGGAAAGAAAGAUGUCCUAGUUGCUACAGAUGUUGCCUCCAAGGGACUGGAUUUUCCGGCCAUACAGCAUGUUGUGAAUUAUGACAUGCCAGAAGAGAUAGAAAACUAUGUCCAUAGAAUUGGAAGAACGGGCCGAUCAGGCAAGACUGGCAUCGCCACCACGUUCAUCAAUAAAGGCUGUGACGAGUCUGUACUGAUGGAUCUGAAAGCUCUGUUAAUUGAGGCCAAACAGAAGGUUCCUCCUGUCCUCCAGGUGCUGCAGAACGGUGAUGAGACCAUGUUGGACAUUGGAGGUGAGAGGGGCUGUACAUUUUGUGGUGGUCUGGGCCAUCGUAUUACAGACUGCCCAAAACUGGAGGCCAUGCAGACCAAGCAAGUGACCAACAUUGGGCGGAAGGACUACCUGGCACAUAGUUCCAUGGACUUCUAACACUUUAAAAAUGCAUUUUGUGUCUUUUUUAAUUGCAGAAAAUGGCAUCUGAUCUAAAAAAAAAAAAAAAAAAAAUUAGCAAUGACAAAAUUAUUUAUCUGUAUUUUCUUUUGUUCCUGUCUUCGGCCCCAUGUUCCUCUGACAGGAAAGUGUUGAGAUGAGGCGCUGAGCAGCACUUCAUCUCAGCACUUCAUCUCAGUGCUUUUGUUUUUAAGUAAAUCACAAACAGAAAAAAAGCACUCCACUUGGAAUUGGCUUCUAUGACAAUUAAAAGGUAACAACUAAUUUAUAAUCCCUAAGGUGGUAAAAGCACUCACCUUCAGCAGGAACACAGCAUCUUGCCAAUCCGAUAUCACAGUUGAGGUGAUAUGUCACUGGUAGAAAAAAUAUUUUGCAUCUUCUAAAAAAAUAAUUAUCCCCCCACCCAAUUCUGUGUGUAUGUAUGUAUGUAUACUCAUAUAUAUACACACAGCCUUUGUAAAAUGCUUUUCUUACUUUGUAAAUAAAAAACACUUUGACAUUGCUGCCAGUCUGAGAAUGAUUUUACAGUACUUUUAUGCAGGGAGGAAGUUGCUGAAGCAACUGUAACUAUAAAAGUUUGAAUCAUGGAAAAAGGUGAAAUUGUUCCAUUUUGCAAUAGUUCCUGUGAUACGAUAACUCUUGAGCAAAAUGCGGUCAC
This is a messenger RNA of Thalassophryne amazonica, 2642 nucleotides long. Its product is annotated as probable ATP-dependent RNA helicase DDX41. Bases 122 to 1963 code for a protein of 613 amino acids. Gene Ontology annotation, molecular function: RNA binding; RNA helicase activity; zinc ion binding. The transcript has 17 exons. NCBI's taxonomy places the organism in Eukaryota, Metazoa, Chordata, Actinopteri, Batrachoidiformes, Batrachoididae. Gene Ontology annotation, cellular component: spliceosomal complex. Gene Ontology annotation, biological process: mRNA splicing, via spliceosome. The record is from RefSeq and is a predicted model, not a curated record.